GUGCCGAGGUGUCGGCGGGCGGGGCAGCAGCCAGGAGCCGGGGGUCGGUGCGUUGGUCAUGUUUCCCUUCGGGCCCGGUAGCCCCGGAGGGGACAGGGCGGCCGGAGCCGGGGCUGAGGAGCCGGCACCCGACGCGAGACAGGAGGCAGCUGCCGGGCCGCACCCUUCUUCGCCCCCGUCGCUACAGCAGGGGGCUGACGCAGCCCCUCCCCCGUCGCCCUGCGGGAGCCCUCGCCGCCCCUGCGCCCCUUCGCAGCCCCAGGCUGGGCGCGCGGGGGAGCUCCGGCCGCCCGGAGCUCUAAAGUCCUCAACCGCUUCCGCCCAGGAAGAGCAGUCACCGCCCUCCCCACCGCGCCGGCAACCUGGGCCUGACUGCGGGGCCGGGAGCCGGGGCCGGCACUGCCUCAGCGCCCGCCUGGGCGGCCCUGGCGCCCGGCUGUUCGGGUGGCUGAGAGAGCGCAGCCUGGGCCGCGGGGUGUUCGUGGAUCCGGCGCGAGACAAUUUCCGUACCAUGACUAACCUCUAUGGUUCCAUCCAUCCCGCGGACUCGGUGUACCUCAGCACCCGCACCCAUGGGGCCGUCUUCAACCUCGAGUACUCGCCCGACGGGUCAGUGCUGACAGUUGCUUGUGAACAGACUGAAGUUCUGCUUUUUGAUCCUAUAUCUUCAAAGCACAUAAAAACACUUUCUGAAGCUCAUGAAGACUGUGUAAAUAAUAUAAGAUUUCUUGAUAACCGGCUGUUUGCUACCUGCUCUGAUGACACUACAAUAGCACUGUGGGAUCUGAGAAAACUGAACAGCAAAGUAUGCACUUUACAUGGUCACACUAGCUGGGUGAAGAACAUCGAAUAUGAUACUAAUACAAGACUCUUAGUAACGUCAGGAUUUGAUGGAAAUGUCAUUAUUUGGGACACCAACAGGUGUACAGAAGAUGGGUGUCCACAUAAGAAAUUCUUUCACACACGUUUUCUCAUGCGAAUGAGAUUAACACCAGAUUGUUCCAAAAUGUUGAUCUCAACGUCCUCUGGAUAUCUCUUGAUUUUGCAUGAUCUUGACUUAACCAAGUCUUUAGAAGUAGGCAGCUAUCCCAUUUUGAGAGCAAGAAGAACAACAUCGAGUUCAGAUCUUACCACUUUGUCGAGUUCAUCUGGUCCUAGAGUUUCUGGUUCACCUCAUCAUAGUGAUUCUAAUUCAUCUUCUGAGAAACACAUGUCACGAGCCUCACAAAGAGAAGGAAUUUCACCACGAAACAGUCUUGAAGUCUUAACCCCUGAAGUUCCUGGUGAGAGAGACCGUGGAAAUUGCAUCACAUCGUUACAGCUACACCCAAAAGGCUGGGCCACUCUUCUUCGGUGCUCAAGCAACACUGAUGAUCAGGAGUGGACUUGUGUCUAUGAAUUCCAAGAAGGAGCCCCCGUGCGACCAGUCUCACCUCGCUGUUCUCUACGACUGACUCAUUACAUUGAAGAAGCCAAUGUAGGCAGGGGUUAUAUCAAAGAACUUUGCUUCAGCCCUGAUGGGCGAAUGAUUUCUUCCCCACAUGGCUACGGGAUUCGCUUGUUGGGAUUUGACAAACAGUGCAGUGAACUUAUUGACUGUUUGCCCAAAGAAGCCAGUCCCCUGCGGGUGAUCCGUUCUCUGUACUCUCAUAAUGAUGUGGUACUGACGACAAAGUUCUCUCCAACACAUUGUCAGAUCGCCUCUGGGUGCCUUAGUGGACGGGUUUCUUUGUAUCAGCCAAAGUUUUAGGCACAACUUACAUCAAAUAAGGAACUCUUCUGGUGUUUGGAUUAUAUAUUACUUCAAUUUAGGUGAAGUAUUUUCUUUUUAGAAGAUCUUAAAAGUUUGGGUCAAGAUCCUAGUUCUUAUGGGUCCAUGAACACACCUGUGACCUGAGUACUUGGUCGUCCAGCAUCACAGGGGCAUCGCCAAGUUGGACUCCAGGCAGCACCAUCUUUUGCAGCAUUCCUAGGCUCCUGCUGAUCUGUGCCACUGAACUCCAGUUCUGCUGGUUGUUUUGCAUGGUAGCUCUUGUCAAGUUUCUUUCUUUUAAUUAUCUUUUCUGUUUUUUGAUUUUGGUGUGAAUUUUGUGGACAUUUGGCAGGAGUUUUGGUUGGAUUAGGAGAAACUCGUGAUGCUAGUGUUGAAUAAAACCCAGAAGUUUGACGUUGGCAUACUGGUCGUUGAAAAGAAAUUACAUCUUAUCAGUAUACUUGGCCUUUUAAAGUUGCUGUUGUUUCUCUAUAAUGAGCACAGAUAAUGGCAUUAUUCUUACAACUGUUAUAGUUUUGCAGCAAAAUGUCUUUUAAGUUUCCUGUUAAAGUUAUACAUAUUUUUAACUGUGAGAGGGAUUUUGUUGUGAAAUUCUAGAAAAAAAAAUUACCACCUCUUUGUAGUUUAUUUGUACGAAUUUUUAAAUCUGUAGCAUGUGUCCUUACUUGGUAUUUUGUUCCUGUCAACAGCAUUAGAAAGGAAAAGAGGAGAAGGAAUGGGCUUUGGUCAUUUCUAUUGUAUAGAAGAGGAUUUAUUUAUUAGAUUAUACUCUCUAUCUGGCCACAGAGUGAUGAGAACAAUGUGGCUUAGAUUUUCUGUUUCCUCUGUCAGAUUAUUUGAAUCACAGAGGAUGACAGGUGGAGGGAAAAUCGAGAGUAAAGACGUUGUGUUUUUCUGAUCAUCCUUGAGCUCAGCUCUCUUGCCAUUAAUGGAGAACUGUGAUUGUUUUCAAGCUGUUGUCAUAACUGUGGUGGUCCGUGACUUCGGUGUCGUGACUAAGACCUUUUGUUAUGUUUUGUUAUGGAACACAGCAAGUAGAAAGCAUCAUUCAGGGGCCAGGCAUAAGGCUGACUACUCUGCUGAAGUAAGCAGCUUUUUUCUAGUCUCCUCCACUUUGAAUGGGACUAUCCUUAGAAGAGAUUUGCCAGAGGCUGGAGUAAUUUGAGCCACAUGCUAGCUUUUUCCCUCUUAGAACACAUUCUCUUAGGCCAGUGGUUCUCAAACAUUAGGGUGCAUUAUAAUCACUGGGGAGCUUGUGAAAAAUAGAGAAACCUGGCCCUCACCUUAGGAGGUUCUGAUUCAGACAGGGAGAGGACAGGAAUCUGUAUUUUUAACACGAACCCCAAGUAAUCUGUAUUCAGGUGGUUCCUGGAUCACAGCUUCAAAUAUUACUACCUUAAACAUCAGUAAAUAUUUCUGUACCCAUCAGGUGCUUAACACAACUCCCAGAAAGUGUUUUGAUUAUUUAAAAAAAUAAGCAAAUAAAAGCAAUUUUAGAGGUAGAAAAUAACUUAAAAUGGACUCAAUCUCGUUAUUAGAUGAAUGAGAGAAGUUAAGUGACUUGCCUAAAGUCAUCCUGCAAAAUUAGUGGCAGAGCCAGGACUUGAAUUCAAGUCUUAAUUCCUUGCUCAGGGCAAUUUCUACUGUAUUAUGCUGGCUGUUAAAACAGUGACUUAUGAACACUUUUUUUGUCUUUAAGUUGUAUUAUUGUGAAUACCUUUAAACUGGCCAGUAGAUUGAAAAAGGAAGGCAUGGGAGUAUCAAUGCUGAGAAUUCCAGCCAUAAGAAGAAAAGUGUUUUAAAUCUUAUAGAAAUGUUUAAGCAACCCAAAUACAUGAAUAAAAAUGACACUUUUUGUAGAACCUGCCAGACAGCCAUUCACACACGUACAGAGGUUACAUCUCACUUGGAUAAUGUUGGCUCUAGGACAAAUUUUAAAAAUUAGAUCUUUCUUACCAUGGAUGUUAAAAAAAAAUUGGAAAUUUUUUAGUCAUCAAAAAAAGUACCCACAAUGAAAACACAGGUUUGCCAUAAACUUUCUUAAAAACACAUAUUUAAGAGAAAAUAAAGAGACAAAAACACCUAAUGUUGACAUUAAAAAUAAGCUACCAAGUACGAUGGUUGUAUUGAUAAUCAAAAGAAGUUUCCAUAUAUUGCAUCUCCUUGGGAGAGCGCUCCAUGUCAGACGCUGGGCCCAAAUGUUGCCCAACUCUAAUAAAUUUCAGUCUAUGAUUCUAGAAUAUCUAUCGUGUCAAAUAAUGUACAUACUUUACUACUAACUCUCACAAAAACUGCAAGGUAGGUGGCAUGAGCACCAAUGUACUUUGGGGGAAAUGGAGGGUCAGAAAGGUUGAUUUGCCAUAAGUCACAGAGCUGGCAUGGAUGGGGUGGCAGCACUGAGAUUCAAACUCAAUGUUUGUUUGAGUUCCAAGCCUGUGCUUACUUACUCUACCAUUUUGCCCUUUAGUUUGUAAAGGAUGGUAAACUGGCCUGUUAAUUAUUUUAACACCCUCUGGAAGUUGUUUAUUUCAGAGCUGUCUCAUUUUCUGCACCAUGCAAAAGAAUAUUUACAAGAUAGACAGUUUCCAUUAGCAUUAAUGCCAUAAACUGCAGGGCACACAUACGGUCUGUUCCUAACUAAAAACCCUCAUGUAGGGUAAGUAGCUAUAAAAUAAAGAAAAAUGGAGGAUUAAUAGCCUUAUACAAAAACAGAGCCUCACAGAUGAGAAUUAAAAAUAGCAAACUCGGGCCUCCCUGGUGGCGCAAGUGGUUGAGAGUCCGCCUGCCGAUGCAGGGGAUACGGGUUCGUGCCCCGGUCUGGGAGGAUCCCAUAUGCCGCGGAGCGGCUGGGCCCGUGGGCCGUGGCCGCUGAGCCUGCGCGUCCGGAGCCUGCGCGUCCGGAGCCUGUGCUCCGCAACGGGGGAGGCCACAACAGUGAGAGGCCCGCAUACCGCAAAAAAAAAAAAAAAAAAAAUAGCAAACUCAACAAAACCGUUGUCCUCUCUGAGGUACUGUCAUGAUUAGAAAGUCAUCAGGGGAUAUUAAUCAAGGAAUUAAAGGGCAUCAGGAAUGCCAUACUAUUGGAGAUUACACUUAAAAUUUCAAGGUCCCAUUUCACUUAGUGUAUAAAAUCUAAUCUGGUGUUUUUAACUCUAAAGUUUUAUUUAGUCAUUUUUAAUGAUAAUUGGUAAAUGUAUUAUAAUUGAUAAUAUAAUUGUUGGUAAGUAUAGUAUAAAUUAUACAUCUGUUUUAAAAAGCUUUCUGCAGAACAGUAUAUUUAUGGCAAAGCUAUGUUGAAUGAGUUUAAAAACAUCAAAUAUACCGCAGUUCCUUAUUUUCAGUUGUGAAAAUGAAGUGGCUGAUGCAGAAGAGACCUCUAUUUUUAUCUUUUGAAAAUGUCUGUGGUCUUUUUUCUCAGAAGCCCAAAGAGCAUGUAUAUUUUUUUUCUCCUUGUUACAUCCCCGAGAAGAGGCUAUACCAAAAAUUUUAGGAAAACAAGAUGGUAAAGGUAAAUCACAUAUUCCUCACUCCUAUGUCUAGAACCAAGAUCACAUCAUAUCAUUGUUAAGGCUGUUUUCUAGAAAGUGCAAUAUAGGAAAAACACUCUGAGACUCUUUUAGGAGCCUAGUGUUUCCCAUAUUAGAAUAUAUGGUGUUGGCAUCCAUAAGAAUCUGUUAAGCUUGUGUUUAACAGGAGAAAUGGUCUGAUAACUUACUGAUGACAAUCAUCCCCAUUUAAUGACCAGCAGUCACUGAGAGCUAUGAAAAUUCAGUAACACAGUGUUGGUCAUGAAGGAAAGCAUAUAUAUUAAUGUUGGGAUAAUUAAUGCAUAUAUCUUAAGUGCCAAAAUUUAAAACUUGUAAUUAUUUUUGAUGCAAGUCUUUCAGAUAUGUCAGUAUACCUACCCGCCUUCCUAAACAGCAUGCUCAGUACAAUUCACUUAUUCAUGAUGAAAGUAAAAGUUAUAUUCAUGUGUUAUUACAAAUAUCUAAUGAGCUCUGAUGUAUGUAAAAUAAUUCAUAAGUUGUAAAGGGCUAUAACAAAUUGAUAUUAAUUAUUAUAAAGCGAUUCCCUCAGCCUUGAGGUAUAUAUCAUCAUUUGCCUCAGAUUCCUGGUGUGGUUUUUGUUUUUUUUUAAUUUAAAAAAUCUUGUAUCUGCUAAGCAGUUUGUUUUGCUUAUAUAGUGGUCUCCUACCACACUAUCAAUAUACCUGCCUCUAACAGGCUCCCCACUUCCUUCUAAUGUGCUGUGUUCAUCUGUUAUGAGCUGGGACGUGAGAUAACCAAGCCUGCUUAGUUUCUAAUGGGCUGGGUGAGCUCUGGGUGCACAGUCUGUGAGACAGCUCUUUUGGUUGCUCACCACCUUCCUGACAGGUUCAUAAUAACCUUCUGGAUAAUAGUUCCCAGUUAAAGCCCAAGCUAGUGAUUUUUUUCAGUUGCCACUAAGUAAAAUACUACAAGCUAAGGAUGCUGCUAGAUUAAGGAGAAGCAAUGUACCAAAGUACAGGGAAGCAAAAACAAAGGCUCUGUAGUUGCACAGGGGUCUUUCAUGCUUUUAAGAAAAAAGAAGAGUGCAGAGGGGAAAAAAAAGUGAAAAUCCAGAUAGACUUAAGAGUAUUUUUGAUGCCAUUAAACUGUCAGUAGUUAUUAAAAUAUAUGGUUAAAAAAUAAAAUAAAUGGUUAAAUUAUCACACAUUGUACAAAGACACAGUUAAGUCUCAGUGCAAAAUGAGAGUGUACCGAAAUUUAUACCCUGAACACAAUUCGUAAGAAUUUCUUCCAUUCAAACAUAAUGGAAAUUAUUAUCAAAAGGAAAGUCUCAAAUUUACCUGUAUGCCACUUUUUUAGUUGUAAAUGAAUUAGUGAUAGAAAAAUGGGUUUUAUCAAAAACUCCAGGCAAUACAUCUCACAUGCACACACCUCUAUACAGGUGCCACACUUUUUGUGUGUGGUUAACCUAUUUAAAAGGUUGAUGGCAAACUUGCAUUGCAGUGGUUAGGAAUCUGCCUGCCAAUGCAGGGGACACGGGUUCAAGCCCCGGUCUGGGAAGAUCCCACAUGCCGCGGAGCAACUAAGCCCGUGCGCCACAACUACUGAGCCUGCGCUCUAGAGCCCUCUGGCCAUAACUACUGAGCCCACGCACCACAACUACUGAAGCCCACGCGCCUAGAGCCCAUGAUCCGCAAGAGAAGCCACUGCAACGAGAAGCCCUGCGCAACGCAACGAAGAGUAGCCCUCGCUCGCCACAACUAGAGAAAGCCGCACACAGCAACAAAGAACCAAAGCAGCCAAAAUUAAAUAAAUUAAAUUUUAAAAAGAUUAGGAGACCACCUGGGGCUAGAUUAAGGGAGUGCAAGUCCUGUUCACACCCUAAUCUUGUCAGAGACCCCACCUCUGGAAAAAACAACCACCACCUCGCAUUUAGCAUUAGCUUGAAAAUUUUUGUUUACAUUUUGUUCACUUUUAGAAUCAAGCAUAAGGCUGUGACAGAGGCAGUGGCUUGGUGGUUCUUGUUAGUGAUAUUCUAAACUUUUUUGAUCAUGUAACUCUUAACAGAAAAAAUUAGAGAAUACACUCCAAAUUUUGAUCAUUUAUAAAUUAUAUAUAUUGUUAUACUGAUCUAUUAUGUACAUUAUAAAACAUGUAUAAGGAAAUUUUAAAAGGAUAAGAUGUUUAAAAAAUCAAAGUUCUACAUUACCUCUUGCACUUCCAGGGUUCACCUUGUCCUUCCACUGGCACAUGCACACUUCAUUUUUUGAAGCCUACUGUUCUCAAACAUAGAAAUGGCAUUUUGCACUGAAAACACAUUUACUAAGAUCUGAACCAUUCACAUCUGUUCACUAAUGUUCUGGUCAUUUACAAGUUUGAUAUGAAUCGUGUGUAGAGUUUUAUAAAUUAUUCAGUGAAAAUUAUUCAUACCAGUAGGAAGCAUAGUUGAUAAAUUUUUGUCAAGCUGUAUACAGUGAUUGGUUCUCAUAUAGAUAAAUUUAGAACAUGCUAAUUUCCACACUGCUCCCUAGAAUGACAUUUUCUUGUGUUAUUUAACUGUGAUUGAUGGUUCAUUUUGCCAUACUAUUUUAAAUUUACUAGAAAAAUGACAAUCCUACUUGGGAUGCUUUUUUGGGAAGUCACUGAAAAGAAAGAGUGAAUCCCUUUCAGAUUUUUGAGAAAUUAAUUUUUUGAGAAAUUAAUCAUUCUUUAGCUAACUUAACUAACCAUAGCACUAAUGAUCACUAUUUCAGUUAUUCCUGAAAUACGAUUGACAUAUUUUGGACUAUUUAAAAAUUGAUUUUUUUAUUUAAAAGGAAGUGAUUUUAACGAUUUAUAUUUACAUCAGUUUCCUAUUACUGAUGUAACAAAUUACCACAAACUUAAAACAGCACAAAUACAUGUCCACUGAGAUUUCCUUCUAGGCCCUUCCCUUCUGGCAGAGAACAUGAAAAGUGGUGCAGGCAUUAGCAUCACCAGGAGGGCUUGUUAAAACAGAUUGCUAGGUUGACAUCCAGAGCUGCUUAUUUCACAGGUCUGGGGUGGGAGGCCCCAUUCUGCAUUUCUAACCAGUUCCCAGUUGAUGCUGUAGGUCUGGGGACCACAGUUUGAGAACUAGGGAUUUAGAAAAUGCAGUUAGGGUUUAGAUUCUUCAUGGAUGACAGUUCCAUGGAUCUCUGUGAAGAUAAAGAAAGCCUGUUUGGAGAACAUAUUAACUUUGGAGCUUGAGAGAUGGACAACCAUGCAUCCCAUCAGUUACACCAUCUUCCUUCAGCGAGAGCUAAGACUUCCCUAUUUUUAAGUGGUAUUUAAGUUACUGAGCAGUUAAUUACACUAAGAUCAUCUUACCUUCUCAGGAACAGACCUGGUGCUGUGUGCCUUAUCUUCUAACUCCACGAGAGGAGCCGCAACAGAAACACACUGUGAUCUCCAAACAGCUUCCAACUGCUGCGGACAAAUUCAAAACAGGAGCAACAGAAGCUCUAAACAGAGCACAGACAACUCAGAACAGCUUUUCAACCCUUUUUGGGGGGAAACAGCUGUCUCCUUUGAAAGCUAUUUAAAUUAUGGGUACACGAGGCUGCUGUGCUUACAUUAACUUGCAAAAGCCCAUCACUAUAAAAGAUGAGUUUUUGGGUAAAAUGAAGGAUCCAAAUUUCAUUGUAAAAGGAUUACUUUAUAAAAGUUAAAUACAAAGUAUCAGAUCUGUUCUGAAUACAUUGUAUUUAUUCUUAGGCAGUUAUUACUGAAGAGGUUUUGUGUGUGUACAUAAUAAAUGUAUGUAUAAAAGAAGGACUUCCUGGCUUUUGUUG
Mesoplodon densirostris (Blainville's beaked whale) is the source of this 9074-nucleotide messenger RNA. RefSeq names its product DDB1 and CUL4 associated factor 10 (gene DCAF10). NCBI's taxonomy places the organism in Eukaryota, Metazoa, Chordata, Mammalia, Artiodactyla, Ziphiidae. Gene Ontology annotation, molecular function: protein binding. The coding region runs from base 59 to 1750 and encodes 563 amino acids. The record is from RefSeq and is a predicted model, not a curated record. Gene Ontology annotation, cellular component: Cul4-RING E3 ubiquitin ligase complex. The transcript is spliced from 7 exons.